AUGGCUAUCCUGUUCGCUGUCGUGGCGAGAGGAACAACCAUCCUUGCCAAACAUGCCUGGUGUGGAGGAAACUUCCUGGAGGUGACAGAGCAGAUCCUGGCAAAAAUACCAUCUGAAAACAACAAACUGACCUAUUCACAUGGGAAUUAUCUGUUUCACUACAUCUGCCAGGACAGGAUUAUAUACCUCUGCAUCACAGAUGAUGACUUUGAACGAUCCAGAGCCUUCAACUUCCUGAAUGAAAUCAAGAAGAGGUUUCAGACCACGUACGGCUCAAGAGCACAGACAGCUCUUCCCUAUGCAAUGAACAGCGAGUUCUCAAGUGUCUUAGCUGCACAGCUGAAAUACCACUCGGAGAGCAAGGGCACUGACCAGGUGGCAGAGACACAAGCUCAGAUCGAUGAACUUAAAGGCAUCAUGGUUCGAAACAUAGACCUUGUGGCACAAAGAGGAGAGAAGCUGGAGUUGCUGAUCGAUAAAACAGAGAAUCUUGUGGAUUCG
This is a messenger RNA of Antrostomus carolinensis (chuck-will's-widow), 501 nucleotides long. RefSeq names its product vesicle associated membrane protein 7 (gene VAMP7). The transcript is spliced from 5 exons. The record is from RefSeq and is a predicted model, not a curated record. The annotation marks the transcript as partial. NCBI's taxonomy places the organism in Eukaryota, Metazoa, Chordata, Aves, Caprimulgiformes, Caprimulgidae. Gene Ontology annotation, cellular component: SNARE complex; membrane. Gene Ontology annotation, molecular function: SNAP receptor activity; SNARE binding. Gene Ontology annotation, biological process: endosome to lysosome transport; vesicle fusion; exocytosis.